AUGUCCUACCAUAAAAUCCCUCGCAUGGACAUCAACUUUAUCCUCAACAACAACACAUCAACAUCAAAGAUGUCUGAUGAAUCUGUUUACAAUCCUUUCGGGGUCGGUUCUCGUACACCCAAUACCAACGCCAGCGCCAGCGCCGGCACCAUGAACUGUACCUGCAGGACCUUCGCCGACCCGGGAGGAUACUUCGAUUGCCACCUCUGGGGACCACUAAAUCCCGGCCCCAAUUGUCCAUUGCACCCGAUGCUCUCGGGCAGUAAGGCAGGAAUAUAUGGUAUCAUGCCGCCGGGAUAUCCUCCAUCGCAGAGUUACAAAUCCCAGAAUGAUGGCGUUUCCAGCACUCCCGUCUCCAGACAGCUGAUCGGGAGCGCCUAUUCCCUUCCCAUUAAUCCCGAGGAAAUGCAACAAGACAGGACGCAUCUGGGAUUGGCGCCAAUGCAAUCGAUGCUUCCAUCAUACCCACCCACCACCACGCAACACCGAUCCUCCGAGCAUCAAUCUUCUCACGCACCAGGAACGGGACCCAGCCCUGCGUCUCUGCCUCGACCAAAUGAAGUAGAACCAUGGAGAAUCCAACCCCCAAAGACGCCUCCUUUCUUGCAGUGUUUCGAUCAACCUACAGCAUACCGUGGUGCCGCGACUGCCUCGCUCGGCGGGGGYCCGAACUUUCGCGUCGAUGACUUCCUCACCGGUUAUGAAACAGGGCCACAUGUACGUUCAAGCAACGGUACCUUGCGCUACCGGAACUAUGAAACGUCCGAGAGGAAGCGUAGGGAUUCCACCAGUGUCCCCCAAUCCACCAAUUCCUCUAAGCCGAAGGUGGCAGGGGAUAAUCCGUCUUCUCUACAGGAACAUGUAGCGGCCUUGCAUCGACUGACGGACAUGCCAUCUCGUCGACUGCCAGUGUCCAUCCCGUCACCACCCGUGGCACCACGCCGUCGUGGCGAGGAUAAGAUCGAGACUUGGCGUGCUAGAAUGCCGGUCAUGCAGAGCAAGAAGGCUGAUACUCUAUGGAACCUGAGUGGUAUACCUGAGCAAAGGAUCAUGGGCCAGGGGCAACCGGCCGAGAAGAGAAACGUUAUGAAAGCGGUAGAAUCGUCGAAAGAGAUGGCGAAGCGUAGUGCUGGCUCGUCUACGGAGAAGAACGGAUCCUCUUCAAAGGAUGUUGUGGACUCAAAGCCAACUCUCCGUGUAGAGAUUCCUGCAAUUGGAGGCAACCCGCCGAGACAGGAGAUCAAGCCUGAAGCUGGCCCAUCUACAAAAGAGAGCACAUCCGAUCCGUUGAACGGCGCGGAGCCAACGUCGACUCGAGGCUCAGAGGUGCUCGUCAAACCAGGAGUCCUGUCCAUGCAAGAUCUCCUGCCUAAGCAAGAUCUGGAGACGAAUGCUACGUCGUCGUCCACAGAGCAGAGCCCAUCAUCUUUGACUCCAAGCAAUGGCGUGCAGUCUGCAUCGAAUCCUGCUGGUCAGAUGCCCACCAAUGGCGAAGAGCCGUCGAAAAAGGCUCCAAAGUCUAUGGCUGACUCGUUCGCCGAGACGACGAGCACACGCGCUUCGACUCCAACUGAGCCCGGCAAUUGCAACCGGACUCCUGGGUUCGAGCGACCCCGGAGCCAUUGCGGUACGAGAAGGGGGAAUUGUUACGGGGACUGGUCGUCUAAUGGCGCACCGUACAAUCGGCCCGAGAGAUGGGGCGCGUUCGGAGUCCAAUACUGCCCGCCGAUUCCUCUUCCUGGCGACCACAUGCCUGGGCCUGAGCCUGCUGGUUGUGGCAAGUGUGGGGAGGUGGAAAUGUGUGAGCACGAGCUUGAGAGCUUGGGAUGGGUAGACACCAAGGAUGAGACUGCUGAGACUGCUGAGAUUGCUGAGAAAGCAGGCGGCGAGUCUGGAUUUGAGGCCGAGAUUGAUGAGCAGGCCGAGGAAGAGUGGGAUCUGAUUUGA
Ramularia collo-cygni is the source of this 1947-nucleotide messenger RNA. RefSeq lists its product as uncharacterized. The record is from RefSeq and is a predicted model, not a curated record. Bases 1 to 1947 code for a protein of 648 amino acids. The transcript has a single exon. Lineage: Eukaryota; Fungi; Ascomycota; Dothideomycetes; Mycosphaerellales; Mycosphaerellaceae.